CCGCGGGCAGCGGGACACACCCUCCGCCCCUCGGCCCGCGCCCCGCCCGGCGGCAGGCGCGGGGCGGGUUGCGCGCUCCGGGGGCGCCGGCCGCCGGCCUCGGGGCGCUGACGAUGGCGGGCUGACUGGGGCGGGAGCCCGCGCCGGGGCAGGAUGAUGCUCCUGAGGGGCGCGUGGACGCGCGGCCGGCGGCUGCCGGCGACCCCCGGACCCCAGGGCCGAGCGCGUCCGGGGCCGCGAACGCCGGUGCCUCAGGUUUUGUGUGUGAAGCUGUGUGGAAAUCUAAAAUUCUAUCAAUCACGUUUUUAUGGUACAGUGGUGCCCCCUGAUGAAGUAACAGUUAAUUAUAGACAUGGACUUCCCUUGAUAACACUCACUUUGCCAUCCAGAAAAGAGCGCUGUCAAUUUGUGGUCAAACCAAUGUUAUCAACAGUUGGUUCAUUCCUUCAGGACCUACAAAAUGAAGAUAAAGGUGUCAAAACUGCAGCCAUCUUCACAGCAGAUGGCAGUGAAAUUCCAGCUUCGACCUUGAUGGAAAUUUUGCUAAUGAAUGAUUUUAAACUUGUCAUUAACAAAGUAACAUAUGAUGUACAGUGCCCCAAGAAAGAAAAACUGAGUAUGGAACAUGCUACUCAGAUGGAAAAUGUGAAAUCCUUGGUUCACAGACUGUUUACAGCUUUGCAUUUAGAAGAGUUUCAGAAAAAACGAGAGCACCUCUUACUGGAGAAAAUUGACCACCUGAAGGGACAGCUGAGGCCUCUCGAACAGAUAAAAGCUGGAAUCGAAGCUCGCUCAGAAGCUAAAACGAGCAGACUUCUGUGGGCUGGGUUAGCACUGUUGUCCGUUCAGGGCGGGGCCUUGGCCUGGCUCACCUGGUGGGUGUACUCCUGGGAUAUUAUGGAACCAGUGACCUACUUCAUCACAGUUGCAAAUUCCAUGGUCUUUUUUGCAUACUUUAUAAUCACCCGACAGGAUUAUACUUACUCAGCUGUUAAGAGUAGGCAGUUUCUUCACUUCUUCCAUAAAAAAUCAAAGAAACAACAUUUUGAUGUGGUGCAGUACAACAAGUUAAAAGAAGAUCUUGCUAAGGCUACAGAGUCGCUGAAACAGGUGCGCCACUCUCUCUAUUUGCGAAUGCAAGGAAAGGAACUCAAUGGAAAGAAUUAAUCUUGCAUUUUUAAAUAUCAUUGAAUUUUUUCCAGUACGUGUUGAUUCUGCAACUUAAAAACUGGAACUUUUUGAGUCCCAUAGUUCCUUUGAAUUUGAUUGUUUUAAUCUCUUUUGUUAAAUUAAAAAAAAUGCUUGCAAAACA
This is a messenger RNA of Nyctereutes procyonoides (raccoon dog), 1312 nucleotides long. It is a transcript of the gene MCUB, whose product is annotated as mitochondrial calcium uniporter dominant negative subunit beta. The record is from RefSeq and is a predicted model, not a curated record. Gene Ontology annotation, biological process: mitochondrial calcium ion homeostasis; calcium import into the mitochondrion. The coding region runs from base 154 to 1167 and encodes 337 amino acids. Gene Ontology annotation, cellular component: mitochondrial inner membrane; uniplex complex. Gene Ontology annotation, molecular function: calcium channel inhibitor activity. NCBI's taxonomy places the organism in Eukaryota, Metazoa, Chordata, Mammalia, Carnivora, Canidae. The transcript has 8 exons.